Messenger RNA from Passer montanus (Eurasian tree sparrow), 1857 nucleotides. It is a transcript of the gene AAAS, whose product is annotated as aladin WD repeat nucleoporin. The transcript has 16 exons. Gene Ontology annotation, cellular component: nuclear pore. Gene Ontology annotation, biological process: nucleocytoplasmic transport. The record is from RefSeq and is a predicted model, not a curated record. Gene Ontology annotation, molecular function: protein binding. NCBI's taxonomy places the organism in Eukaryota, Metazoa, Chordata, Aves, Passeriformes, Passeridae. The coding region runs from base 180 to 1730 and encodes 516 amino acids.
GGGAGCCGGGGGGAAACCGGGGGUACCGGGGGUUGUGAGGGGUGAGGGAAAAACCGGGGGGCACCGCGGGUUGUGAGGGGCGGGGGGACCGGCGGAAGGGUCGGCGGCCUGGGGCCGGCGCAUCCCGAGGGCAGCCGCGGUUUCAGCCGUCGCCCCCGGCCCCCAGGCUCGGCGCCGCCAUGUGCUCGCUGGGGCUGUUCCCGCCGCCGCCUCCGCCUGGGGAUGUCACCCUGUACGAGCUCAACAACGCGUUGGUCUGCGGCCGCCUCAGCGAGCAGCUGCCGCUGGCCUUCCAGAGCCAGGUUCCUGACCUGCCCGUGCUGAGCCUGCCCAAGGAGCCUCUCAAGGCCCACGGCCGCCUGGAGCCCAGCGCCCGCCCGCCCUUCAUCCACCACCGCGAGUCGCUCUGGAAGCGCUGCCUCAGCGCCUGGCGCGACACCGGGCUCUGCGGGCUGCUCCGGGAGCUGGCCGGCGCCGAGGAGGAGGGGCUGCGCUGGCUGCGGACGGGCUCGAGCCACGCGCUGGCCGUGUGCCGCUGGCUGUCCUCGCUGCACGGGUCGCUGUUCCCUCACCUGUCCCUGACCAGUGAGGACAUGAUCGCAGCCUUCUCCCAGGCCGUGGACUGGGCUGGCUGCACCAUCCGGGCCUUCGCCUGGCACCCCCACACCAACAAAUUCGCUGUGGCUCUUCUGGACGAUUCCAUCCGUGUCUACAACUCCAGCAGUGCCACCGUGCCCUCGCUGAAGCACCGCCUGCAGAGGAACGUGGCUGCCAUGGCCUGGAAGCCUCUCUGUGCCUCCAUCCUGGCUGUGGCCUGCCAGAGCUGUGUCCUCGUGUGGCACCUGGACCCCACCUCGCUCUCCACCAGGCCCUCGUCAGGCUGUGCCCAGGUGCUGUCCUGCCCCGGGCACAGCCCUGUCACCAGCCUGGCCUGGGCGCCCAGCGGGGAGCGGCUGCUCUCAGCGUCACCGGUGGACACGGCCAUGCUGGUGUGGGACGUGUCCACCGAGACCUGUGUCCAGCUGCAGUGGUUUGGGGGUGGCGGUGUCACCUACUUGGCCUGGUCCCCCGAUGGCAGCAAGGUGCUGGCAGCCACCCCCUCGGCCGUGUUCCGGGUGUGGGAGGCCCAGAUGUGGACCUGUGAGCGCUGGCCCACCAUCCGGGGACGCUGCCAGACAGGCUGCUGGAGCCCCGAUGGCAGCCGGCUGCUCUUCACCGUGCUGGGCGAGUCUGUCAUCUACUCCUUGUCCUUCUCCGAGUACCGGGGGGAGAUGCAGGGGCAGGUGGGAGGCUCCAAGACGGCCUCGAUCGUGGCAGACCUGUCCGAGACCACCUUUGAGACCCUCUACGGGGAGGAGAGGAUCGGAGGAGAGGUUCAUUCCAUGGUGUGGGACCCCACCGGGGAGAGGCUGGCGGUGAUCAUCAGAGGCCACCCCGAGUGUGCAGACAGCCAGCCGGCCGUCGCCGUGUUCCGCACCCGCAACAGCCCCGUCUUCGAGCUCCUGCCCUGCGGCUUCGUGCGGGGCGAGCGCGGUGCCCGGCCCCAGCUCAUCUCCUUCCACCCCUGCUUCCCUCAGGGCGCCCUCCUGACCGUGUGCUGGUCCUCGGGGAGGAUCUCCCACAUCCCCUUCUUCUUCGUCAGCGCCCUGGAGCCCCGCGGCAGCCCGCGCCGCAGCCCCGCGCCCGUGCUGGGCAGCGUCCGCGAGCAGCCGCUCUUCUCCGAGCUCUGAGAGCCCCCCGGGGCCCCCCCGGGCCCCCUCAGCCACCCCAGGGCCUCCUCUCCCUCCAGGAGCCCCCCACACCUGCUCAGGGUCCGGCAGUGCUGAUCCUGCCCCGAUUAAAGGUGGAUUUUCCUUC